AUGGCGUCCACCGAACUCGCUACGGAGCGUGCUCUGUAUGUUGGGAAUAUGAUUUCCACAGCUGUUUAUGGAGGAAAUUUGUUCCUAUAUGCCUACUCUACCUACCUGCUUAUGACCUCAAGCAAGCAAGUGCAGCACAAAAUAUUCUACAUAUAUUUUGGAGGCUUUCUUUUGCUUCUUUUGACAAUCAGUGUCGCAGGUAAUAUCGCCUUCUGCGAACUGAUGUGGAUAGAAAGGCGAAACAACCCUGGUGGCCCCCCCGCAUUUUUUGCUGCAAAUAUGGCCGCUUGGUACAAUGCCUUUGCCACAGCGGCAAUGUGUCUCGCAAAUAUGAUGACAGAUGGACUCUUGCUUUACCGCUGUUACAUCAUUUGGGGGUCAAGAUUACCAGUAAUUGUCAUCCCUGGAAUUAUCUACCUAGGAUCUGCCAGUACGUGCUGUGCUCUAUGGCUGUCACUGAUGGUGAUUGAGAGUGCCAUGCCCAUGUCGAAUCUAUGGCGAGGCCUUCCCGCACAAUUCGCCAUUUCAUGGAUUGCGCUAACUGUCAGCUUUAACAUCACCGUGACUGCAUUGAUCAUUUCCCGGCUGCUAUACUUUUAUCGUAGAGUGCGAUCUUUUCUUAACGAUGAACAGAGGAAUAUUUACACGGGCAUUGUGGCAAUUUUGGUGGAGUCUACCCUCCCUUUCACAAUUCUGGGAAUCAUCUCCCUUGCCACCUAUAUCCAAGGUGCCCCAUGUGCGAUGGGGAUAGAAAUAAUCUGGGCAACCUUCAUGGUUUUGACACCCCAGCUCAUUAUUUUAAGGGUUGCUUCAGGCGUUGCAUGGUCAAAAGACACAGCAUGUAACAUCACUCAACAUGCAACUUUCCCUCAGGACCCUCACAACUCAUUCUAG
This is a messenger RNA of Suillus fuscotomentosus, 894 nucleotides long. RefSeq lists its product as uncharacterized. Bases 1 to 894 code for a protein of 297 amino acids. The transcript is spliced from 5 exons. The record is from RefSeq and is a predicted model, not a curated record. NCBI's taxonomy places the organism in Eukaryota, Fungi, Basidiomycota, Agaricomycetes, Boletales, Suillaceae.